AUGGAUAAGGUCAAGGAGAUUCUCAAGGUCGGCUCCAAGGCCAACGGCGUCAAGCCUACCGAGCCUACCGCUGAAGCCUAUGCCGACCUCAAAGCCAAGUACACCGAGGCCGGGCAGGAACACGUAUUCACAUUCUACGACUCCCUCAGCACCGAAGACAAGGCCGUUUUGUACGAGCAACUAUCUGGCUUCAACCCCACCUACAUCAACGAGAUCACCAAACGAGCCCUCUGCGAAACCAAGUCUGACUCCCCCGACACCCUCGAGCCCCUCCCCGAAUCCGCUCAGGCCAGUAUCCUAGAUUCGAGCGCAGAUGACAUCAACAAGUGGUAUAACACUGGUUUGGACCUCAUUGGCAAGAACAAGGUGGCCGUGGUAUUGAUGGCUGGUGGUCAGGGAACCCGAUUGGGCAGCUCAGCUCCCAAGGGCUGCUACGACAUUGGCCUACCCUCCCACAAGAGCUUGUUCCAGAUCCAGGCGGAGCGAAUUCGCAAGAUUCAGGAGCUUGCUGCCAAGACAGCAGGCACAGAGUCCGUCGUUGUUCCCUGGUACGUCAUGACCAGUGGCCCAACCCGCGAGCCCACUGAGAAGUUUUUCGAGGAGAACAAGUACUUUGGCUUGGAUGCUGCCAACAUCAAGAUUUUUGACCAAGGAGUCUUGCCCUGUAUCUCCAAUGAAGGCAAGAUUCUUCUUGAGAGUAAGGGCAAGGUUGCGGUUGCCCCUGAUGGCAACGGUGGUAUCUAUCAGGCUUUAAUUGUGUCUGGUGUCCUUGAUGAUAUGCGCAAGCGUGGUAUUGAGCACAUCCACGCUUACUGCGUCGAUAACUGCCUCGUCAAGGUUGCUGAUCCCGUCUUCAUUGGCUUCUCCUCAUCCCUUGAUGUCGACAUCGCCACAAAGGUCGUCCGUAAGCGUGAUGCAACCGAGUCAGUCGGUCUUAUUCUUUCCAAGAACGGCAAGCCCGAUGUUGUCGAAUAUUCCGAAAUUGACAAGGCUACCGCCGAAGCUGAGGAUCCUAAGCACCCCGGUGUCCUUAAGUUCCGAGCUGCCAAUAUUGUCAACCACUACUACAGCUUCCGCUUCCUCGAAUCCAUUCCUCAGUGGGCUCACAAGCUGCCGCACCACGUCGCUCGAAAGAAGAUUCCUUACGCAGAUACCAAGUCUGGUGAGACAGUCAAACCCGAAUCACCCAAUGGCAUCAAGCUUGAACAGUUCGUCUUUGACGUCUUCCCUAUGCUGCCUUUGGACAAAUUUGCAUGCAUGGAAGUCCGCCGAGAGGAUGAAUUCUCACCAUUGAAGAAUGCCCGCGGCAAGGGACAGGACGACCCGGACACCAGCAAGCGCGACAUUAUGGCUCAAGGUCAGCGAUGGGCCGAGGCAGCGGGAGCUAUCAUCGUGGCCGAGAGCGGAGUCGAGAUUUCACCUUUGAUCAGCUAUGGCGGCGAAGGUCUUGGGAAGCUCAGCGGCAAGAGUAUUACUGCUCCUGCUGUGCUGGAACGGGAAUAA
Messenger RNA from Pochonia chlamydosporia 170, 1503 nucleotides. RefSeq names its product UDP-N-acetylglucosamine pyrophosphorylase. The transcript is spliced from 2 exons. Gene Ontology annotation, molecular function: UDP-N-acetylglucosamine diphosphorylase activity. Gene Ontology annotation, biological process: UDP-N-acetylglucosamine biosynthetic process. The record is from RefSeq and is a predicted model, not a curated record. Bases 1 to 1503 code for a protein of 500 amino acids. NCBI's taxonomy places the organism in Eukaryota, Fungi, Ascomycota, Sordariomycetes, Hypocreales, Clavicipitaceae.